AUGACUCGCGGCGUGUCAGGGCUACGAUACCUUUGGUAUCUACUUUUUCUCUUCGCUGUCUGGAUUCUAUCCUUUUCCAUCGGCACCUUGGUGGGGGAUGUGGGUCUCGUCAAGCUCGACGAGUUGAAUCUGAGCCCUGUCAAGCAUUUGAUCGAGGCCUAUGGAUCGAAAGUGGAAAAGGAAGAAUUUCAGAUGUUCCAGGACAAGGUUGCCAUCCUCCCGCCGGACGCGGGGGGGCUCACCCACUUUGGAAACAUGGCUUUACGCGUCAUGCAACGGCACAUGCACGCGCAAAGCCGUCAAGCGUCAGGGCCUCCUGGGGAUGGACAGGGGGGGGAGGAAGAUGCUAUCUUGCCCGUCCUGCAUGUGGCCAUAACCCUCUUCCACCACGCGAUCAGACUCACACGUCACAACGGUGCCCUAUCAUCGCUCGGUGUCCUCUGGAAGCUCUACCCGCGUUGA
Molecule: messenger RNA, 462 nt
Organism: Nannochloropsis gaditana CCMP526
Exons: 3
Coding region: 1-462 (153 amino acids)
Source: RefSeq, a predicted model, not a curated record